This is a messenger RNA of Oncorhynchus tshawytscha (Chinook salmon), 1702 nucleotides long. RefSeq names its product cytochrome c oxidase assembly factor 1 homolog. Gene Ontology annotation, biological process: mitochondrial respiratory chain complex IV assembly; mitochondrial respiratory chain complex I assembly. The coding region runs from base 157 to 597 and encodes 146 amino acids. Gene Ontology annotation, cellular component: mitochondrial inner membrane. NCBI's taxonomy places the organism in Eukaryota, Metazoa, Chordata, Actinopteri, Salmoniformes, Salmonidae. The transcript is spliced from 5 exons. The record is from RefSeq and is a predicted model, not a curated record.
ACGUGUACAUAGAGCGUGAAGUCUCAUCACGUGAUAUGGACAUCUCGCCUCUUAUGUGGUUGUACUUUUUGUUAUAAAAACAAAUUACGACAUUAGUCCACUCCCCAGGAUAUUCUUGUCACUGGUACUGUGAGUUUGCUACUCUAAGCAACAAUCAUGAGGGUCUCCACAAGCAAACUCCAGCAGAUGGCCAUCUACACCACCUUGUUGACUGGUGCUGGAUGCGGCACAAUGUAUUACCUUCUGCAAAAGAACUUCUCACGGUCGGACUACCACCGUCUAGCCCUGGAGCAGCUGAAAGCCAACCAGACAGCCAUGGACAGUCUGGGAGCACCACCCCUGAAGGUCCACAACAUCCACCUGUCUGACCGACACAACCGGGUGGAACCUUACACGGCUGAGAUCAAAAUCCCAGUGACAGGAUCUAAAGAUGGUGGCUACCUCUACACAUCCUCAGUAAGAGACCCCCAAACACUUGGGUGGAAUUUAACGCAGGCAGUGCUGCAGCUUAGAGAGGGUCAGCGUAUUGACCUUCUCACAUUCACACCACCGCCAAAUAAGACAGAAGGACUUGAGACAGGCAACUGGUCCUCCUGAUCUGCUCACCAGUCACCAAAACUACAGUGUGAUGAAGGUAGAACUGAUACAAUUGUCCCCAUGUCAUCAGGCAUGGUGUCGCCAUAGCUUUAUGAAUUGAAGUGUCAUAGUCAUAUUUGAAAAAAGCACCAGAGUGCAGUGCUGGACACUUAUUUAGACAAAAGGGCAUGUACAAGCUGCCUCUUGGUUUGGAAUAACCACAGUAAUGUUGAUGAUUUGACCAAUGUUUAUCGAUGCUACUGUGUACAUAACAUUUACAUACAGGGAAAAUGAAAAAAGUGCUACGUCCAUAAAAUGUCAUGCAUAUUCAUUUUGCUCAGCGCUGUCCUGAGCAAAAUGUUCAUCCUACUGGUGAGAAUGAAAGGACAAUAACAGAGCAGCAAUUGUGUCAUAUGCAGUGGUAAAAAACAACAACAUAUGCCUAGUAUAAUACAAUGCAUCUGAUGAACAUUUCUCCAGAUUAACAAUGUAAAUUGGCAGUGUUGGGGAAGCUACUCUGAAAAGAGUUUACCAGCCACCAAUUACGUUAAGUAAACUAUAUUACUCAAUCUGCAAUGUCAUAGAAUAGAAAUAGCAAGAACAGAUAACUCUGUAAUAAGAUGUUAACAGAACGUGUAAUUUAUCCUAUUAAACACAAAAAAAAUGUUGUUUCAGGUGAGAAUUAGCCAGGUCUGAAAAUUAAGGAAAUUCUUACCUACUUCACCCAUAUUUUAUUUUUGCAAAAAAAAGUAGUGUUUCAUUCCAUUAGUUACCUACACCACUAGAUGGCAAUAAAGCAAUUAACUAUUGAAAACACUACAAAUAUUUUAAUUUAGUUGCACUACCACAAUGUGCAAAAUGUAGUUUAAUUACUAACUGAACCACAUUUAGUUCAGUACACCCCAACACUGAUAAUUGCUUAGUCCAAAGCCAUAUCUUAAUAUCCAGCACUUGAGAAACAUUUAGGCAAUGGUUCCAGUUGUACUGUACAGUAUCUGAACAACCAGAAAUGUUGUCUCCCAAAGAGGUAUUGUUUUAUGUUUUCAGAUUGAUUUAUUCAGAUGUGACAUUUUACAGUGAAAAUGAGAUCUGUAAAACGUGGAAAAUAAACGUGGAAAUAAACAGU